This is a messenger RNA of Phaedon cochleariae (mustard beetle), 1398 nucleotides long. The record is from the annotation of a GenBank genome assembly. Lineage: Eukaryota; Metazoa; Arthropoda; Insecta; Coleoptera; Chrysomelidae.
AUGCCUGACACAGACCAACUUACAAAACUACCUGCAGAGCAAAAACAAUCAUAUGACCUGCUGAUGAAGGCAAAUCAAAUACAAACAGAGGAAAUCAAAAAGGAAAUCAAUAAUACCACGAAAACACUACAAACAGCAUCAAACAGAGCAAACAAAGAAAUAGACUACUUAAAGAAAAGAGGAAAAAACACUCCCAUUUUGAUUGAAUUCGUCACAUACUUGAAAAAGAAAUCUUUGUAUGGAAACUUAGAGAGAUUGAAGGACCUCAACAAAAAAGGGUACCCGAUCUCGAACGAUCUCACGAAAGAGGAAAAGGAAGCCCUGAAAACAUUGAAGGAUCACCAGAAACAAGCUAGAGAACAAAAUUUGGAUGCAAAAAUAAAAGGUCAAAAACUACUUAUAAAUGGAAAACCAUACUCAGUAGAAGAACUGGAAAACACAACGAGGAAAAACAGUCAUUGCGAAAAAUAUACACAGGACGACACUGAGAGUGGAUCUAAUAAAGAGGAGAAAGAAAAUAAAGAAGAAGAGAAGAAUCCAUCCAAGAAAAGGAAGAAAGAUAAAACAAAAACUACUCCAGUAUACACAAGAAUUCUUUCACAUCCGGUAGAAGAACGAAUCCCACCUGUUACAAGAAUAUCAGUGUGUAAUGUCAUUUAUCAUAGCAGUAACAACGAAAUUAAAAAACAAAACGAUGAAAUAAAAAGCGAGAUACAUAACAUUAGGAAAGAAUUGAAUAGUGAAAUCGAGGCGUUGAAAGAGGAAAACAUUGAGCUGAAGAAAAGUGUCGAAACUCUAGAAGAAAGAUUAUUGAUAAAUGAAAGAAAACAGAAAAAAUACAACUUGAUUGUUUAUGGAAUACAAGAAGAUGAAGAUGAAGUUCAUGAUAUUGAAAAUUUUUUAAACAUCAUAAACAAUAGGUGUGGAGUGGAGUGCAAGUUUCACGACCUUAGAGAUUGGUACAGGAUUGGUGUGUCGGGGCAGAAUACAGGAAGGCCUAGACCAAUAGUUGUGGAGCUCAUAUAUUAUAAGCAGAGAGCGUCUAUUUUAGAAAAAGCCUCAAAACUGAAGGGUAGCGGAAUAUAUAUCUCAAAAGACUACAUAAGAGGAGACUAUAAUAACAGGAAAAUCUUAGUCACACAUUUGAAAACAGCACGAAACAGCGAUCCCGAUGCUAAAAUUUCAAGAAAUAAACUCAUAGUCCAUGGCACUAGCUUUACAGCUGAACAAUUAGAAAAACAAUCUGACAAAAUCCCCCAAUACCUGGCGCAACAACAAAACGAACAAAAUCAAGAACAAAUCACGUUGAAUUCGAAAAGGAAAGAGCCACCCAGUAGCCCCACUGAUGUUCCACCGAAAAGAGUAACCAGACAAUUCAGCAAUUCGUCAAAAAAAUAA